AUGAUUGUGGGACUACCAAUUUCAGAAGGCUUUGACGCCAUCCUUACUGUCAUUGACCGUUUCUCAAAAAUGGUUCACUUUAUUCCUACCCAAUCCACAGCAUUGGCUAUUGACAUUGCCAACUUAUUUAUUACAUACAUCUGGAAAUUACAUGGCCUUCCCAAGAGUACAGUUUCAGAUAGAGGCCCUACAUUUAAUGCCAAGUUUAUUUGCCAUCUAUAUAAAAGGCUAGACAUCAAGCCUACAUAUUCUACAGCCUACCAUCCUCAAACAGAUGGUCAAACGGAACAGAUACAACAAGAGGCCAAGAUCUUUAUACGUAUGUUUGGGAAUCAUCGUCAAUCAGACUGGGUGUCACUAUUGCCAUUGGCCAAAUUUGCCUUGAACAAUUUGAAACAGACUUCCACAGGCAAAUCCCCUUUCCAAAUAUGUUACGGCUAUAAUCCAAGAUUUACAGUUGGUCAAAAGUCAGAUGAAUCAGUCCCUAACGCAGACAAACAUGCGGAAUUCUUAGAAAAGGGCUAUGAUGAAGUCAAGGCAGCGUUAUCAAUAUCCCAAGAAAGGAUGAAACACUUCUAUGAUCAAUGUCACAAGGAAGAAGAAGAAAUUCAAGUAGGGAACAAAGUUUGGCUAAGUCAUCAAAAUAGAUCCACCAAUAGACCAUCCAUCAAGCUUAGCCACAAAAAGCUAGGUCCCUACUUGGUAAUUGAAAAAAUUGGAUCACAUGCGUAUAAAUUACAACUACCCCAUACCAUGCGCAUACAUCCAGUCUUUCACAUUAAUCUUCUGACAAAAUUCCAUCCUGACCCUCAUGGACGCAAUCCUCCUCAACCUGCACCUAUCAUCACAGAAGAAGGUGAAGAGGAAUACAAAGUAGAGAAGAUCCUAGAUAGCAAGUGGAAAGGACAAGGAAAGACAAAGAAGUUAUGGUACCUGGUCAAAUGGAAAGGUUAUGAUGAAGGAAGUAAUUUGUGGGAGCCAAUAGACAAUGUGGGAAAUGCUCAAGAAGUCCUAGAGGAAUUUCACAAGGAACACCCCAACGCAGUUGGAGCUUAA
Rhizoctonia solani is the source of this 1056-nucleotide messenger RNA. RefSeq names its product Retrotransposable element Tf2 protein. The transcript has a single exon. Lineage: Eukaryota; Fungi; Basidiomycota; Agaricomycetes; Cantharellales; Ceratobasidiaceae. Gene Ontology annotation, molecular function: nucleic acid binding. The record is from RefSeq and is a predicted model, not a curated record. Gene Ontology annotation, biological process: DNA integration. The coding region runs from base 1 to 1056 and encodes 351 amino acids.